This is a messenger RNA of Haliotis rubra (blacklip abalone), 4967 nucleotides long. RefSeq lists its product as uncharacterized. The transcript is spliced from 27 exons. NCBI's taxonomy places the organism in Eukaryota, Metazoa, Mollusca, Gastropoda, Lepetellida, Haliotidae. The coding region runs from base 16 to 4590 and encodes 1524 amino acids. The record is from RefSeq and is a predicted model, not a curated record. Gene Ontology annotation, molecular function: calcium ion binding.
AGAACACGGGCUGUCAUGAUAGGUACAUCGCCCUCCCUGUCUGCCUCUAUAGCGAUCAUCUUGAUUCAUACAAAUAUCACUCAGGCUACAUAUAUUGGAUGCAGUUUGCCAGAGUCGUUUGAUGGGUCUUGUGACAAGGAUGUGUUUCCUAAAACCGACUCCGUUACCAAGAGUGUUCUUCCAGGAACCAAAUGUAGAUUUCCAGGAACCAUGCGAGUCAUGCUAUGUAACGAAGAUACCACGUGGACACACGCACACGACGACCUGAAACACAAUGCUAUAACCAGACACAAACGUCAAAUCCAGUAUGUAGCGCCAAUAAUGGGGGCAGUAACUGGACUAAUUACAGGAAUAGCACAAGCCGUCUGCAUGUUUGUUUGCGAAAAGAGCUCCCCGCCAAACACACCUCCAACGAUCACGUGUCCACGAGUGAGUGAUGUGACAGCAGAGACAGGUGCGACGACAGCACAUGUGACUUGGUCUCCACCUACUGCUACAGAUCCAGAAGAUGGCAGCAAAGGAGUGCAACAGAUAAUGGGAAAAGAUCCUGGAAGUGUGUUUGACGAAGGUACCCAUUUCAUACAAUACAAGACCGUGGACAAAGGAGGGCUUUCUGCAUCUUGUAGCAUACAAUUCACAGUAAAAGUGCAACGAUGCUCCCCGAUCCACUGGCCGAGCACAGGGCGAGUGGAGUGCGACAAGAGAGAGAUCUCUGGGUCAACCUGUAAGCUGUACUGCGAUGAGGGAUACGAGGCAGAUAAUGUGACUGAGUCAGUCUGUGACAAGGAGAAAUGGAGUGCUACUUUCGAGUGUACAGAAAAGGAGUGUCCGACAAUACCAAAUGUGACGAACGGAAAUGUCUAUUGCAUGGGGAAUCCGCCAACAUUCAAGACUUUGUGUACACUAUCUUGCAAAAGGGGUUUCUCAAUUGAAGGACCAUCAAUGGUCAUUUGCAACAAGAAGGGAGAGUUCUCACUACCUGGAAAAUGCAUAGAUACAAAACCACCAGAGUUUGUUGAUGGUUGUCCCCUUGACGUUGAAAAGUAUGCUGAGAAAAAAGGUGGUGCAAGGAUGGUUCAUUGGGCAGACCCAGCAACCAAGGACAACUCUGGAGUAGCCCCAACAGUGAAGAGCACUCCGUCUUCCGGGUCUGUCUUCUCUCCUGGUCGAACUCCUGUCCGUGUUGUUGCUACUGAUCAAGACGGAAACACAGCAUCUUGCAGCUUCACAGUUAAAAUCCAAAGUCUUGUUUGUGACGACCCCAAAUUAGACAAGUCUGGAAGAGAUCUUCUGUUGUACUCAUGUUCUGAUGGCAUGACCUAUGGAGACACCUGCACAAUGUCCUGCAAGUCUGGCUACCCAUUGGAGGGUUCAAGCAGGAUUUUGUGCGAUGAAAGACCUGGUUCUGAACGCCCCCAAGAGUUCACUGGACAUGGCCAGCUGAUACUAUUGAACCCUACUGUAAAAGUGAGUAAUAGAGUCAACAACUGCCCGGACCUCAGGCAACCUUUGAAUGGCGCCCUAGCAUGUGAUCGAUGGAAUCAUGGGAAGAUGUGCCAGAUGCAGUGUAAUGAGAAGUUCGAUGUGCCGAGAAAAGUGCCCGCCCAGUAUGUUUGUGGAGAAUCAGACGGAACUUGGCGCCCCAGUGACGACAUUCAGGACUGUACUGUGAAGCGACGCCCUGGAUCCAUGAUGAUGCCAUCCGAGCUGUAUUACUACAGUGGUAACUGUCCUGAUGCCACAGCAAACCAACAGAUUAGGGAGAACUUCAUCAAGAUGCUCAAGGCCAAUCCUUUGUUCAAGGAAGAAUGUGGUGGAACUGUCCCAGACUGCAGGGCCGAGUUCGUCAGCGUGAAAUGCGGUAAAACAUCUCGCCGUAAACGUGCCGCCAAAGUCAACGUCAGAGUUGAAUUUAACGUCAUAUUGCCAUACAGAGAGAACGGGCAAAACUCCAGCGUUACCGUCAAGUCAUGCGAAGCUUCAUUCGACAGAAUCAAGGCUGCAAUAGAUAAUGCUGUUCAGUCUAAAAGCCUCGAUGUUGGAGUUCCAGGGCUAGAACUGCAGGAUGAUUCCUUUGCUCCUGGCAUUCCAAAUUUUCUCUGUGGGAAGGGCAUGAUAGCAAAUUAUCGCACUGCUUCGUGUGCCGGUUGUCCAUCUGGAACGAUGUUCAACGAAACUUCCAACGAUUGCACUGAUUGUCCCUUAGGAUCAUACCAAGAUAGUGGGUUUGCUUCAACAUGUUUGAGGUGCCCAGAUGGCUUUUCCACGAGGUCCACAGGAAGCAGAAAGAAGGAAGACUGUUUAGCUAUGUGUCAAGCAGGGCAGUCUUCUCGGUCCGGUCUUUUACCAUGCAACCCCUGUCCUGUUGGGACCUAUCAAGACAUUCGUGGUAUGACAUUAUGUAAAUCGUGUCCAGUGGGCCAGUCAACACUGAAUCAGGGUACAAACAGCAUCACAAAUUGUGUAGAUUUCGAUAUCUCUGUCAACAAAUCUACGUUAGGCGAUUUUGGAACAAUUAAGGGUGAUUUCACGUCCCUAUCGGUGUAUUUCUGGAUAAAGAUACAUGGAAAUGGUAGCUCGAAGGUGAAGAUUUCCGACGGGCAUGGUGGUGAAAGCUUCAAUGUCAACAUUGCGGAUACAAUUACGGUUGGAAUAGGAAGUGACUCAGUCGAUUCAGGUCUGUCUGUGAGGAAAAAUGACUGGAUGCACAUUAUAACAACAGCUGACACAAGCACGAAAACGGUCACUGUUUUUACUGACGGCAAACAGGCGUUCUCGAAAGUUCUUUCCAGCAUUGCUUCACCAAUGGUCUUAAACGGAAGUACUGUCUCAUUGACCUCCGACACAAAAGUUACCAUCAGUAGCCUCAACAUUGUUGGACGGAUUUUGACCGGAGGUGAGGUGGGGGAGGUCAGUUCCGGGUGUGGCGUUCAUGUACGCGACUCUUCCAUGGAGGCCAACGCCGAGGGAUUAAUUGUACCCAGCACUUGUGAUUCUAUUAAUGAAUGUCUGUCGAGUCCUUGUGGCAACCACACCUGUGUGAACGAGGUGGGCAGGUACAGGUGUGACUGUGCACAUGGGUACUCUGGACGACAGUGUGAGGUAGCUCCUGACCACUGUCGACAUCACAGCUGUCAACACGGGGCCAGGUGUGUCAACAACUACUCCAAAUACACAUGCGUCUGCGGACAGGGGUACCGGGGACAACUAUGUGAAGAGGUUAUAGUUAACGGUGGGUGGAGUUUAUGGUCCGACUGGGGUGAAUGUAGCGUGACCUGUGGGGGAGGAGUGAUGACCCGGAACCGGAAGUGUAACAGUCCCUCACCUGACCCAGAUGGAAGACCGUGUGCAGGAAGUGACACCUUGUCCGAAAAUUGUAAUGCACAUGAGUGUCCAGCUUGUAGUCACCUGCCGAGGUCAUACGGUGUCCAGACUCACUGCAACACGACUGCCGACCUGAUCCAGUGUUCCAUCUCGUGUCGGGAUGAUCUGAUGUUCAUCAAGCCGGUGCUGCCGCUGUACGAGUGUGGAAGGGAGACCAACUAUAUGUGGACCCACCAAACAGAGGACAACCCCCAUGCAAGGCUGCCAGCCUGCUCUGCUGUAUCAAGUGCCCGUGGCUUCACCAUCCAACACCAGAUGGAGUACCCAUCUCUAGCCUGUGACAGCAGUGAACAAACCAAGUCCUCUCUGACAACACAGCUCCUUGCCAAGACAAACACUCUGAAUUGCACGAAGGACAACUCAUGCCAGAUUCGGGUGGAAUUCUGUCCCGGCACCACCAGAAGAAAGCGUUCCACUGGUGCCCCUGUGGCCAUUGUGAUGACGUCAAACACCGACAGUCUUAAUCCCAUGAACAUAUCGCUCGUAUUCAGAGAUAAAUCGCGUUCCGGGCAGCUGAAGACAUACUUCACUGAUGUGUCCACGUUCGAGAUAUCCGCCCAGCAGCUGGUCAACAACAGCAAUACGAUAUUCACAGUGACCCUGGGAGGCAGGACGUACACGGUGGAUCCCAACAGUGGAACCACGGAUGUGCACAUCAACUGCCCACCUGGAACUGUGCCUACAGAAGCUGCUGGGCUUUGUGGUGAAUGUCCUGCUGGGACGAGAGAGGACAACAGCGUGUGUGUCCUGUGCGGGAAAGGUUCCUACCAAGACCGUCCUGCCAGCGUCGCAUGUACCCUAUGUCCGUCAGGAACGACAACUCCAGGUUUAGGAGCAACAUCUGCAAGUGAUUGCAGUACAGAUGGUGGCCAUUCUCCUCCUGAUUCUGCUGCAGAUGAUUCCCCAAACACUGCACUGGUUAUAGUGCUUCCUACACUGUCUGCUCUGGUGUUGAUCAUCGUGGUGAUUGUGGUGCCUUUCAAAGUUAAAGGCACCAAGGUGAAGAGAAGCGGCAGCGCUCUUUGGCCCAAGAAAUACAAGGCAGACUGUUCUCCUAGUCCUCCACCAUACACUCCCGGGAACAUACUUGACGACACAUGCAACAUAGGUGCUCCUUGGUAUCCCCUUCAAACGGCCCAGUCACCGCCGGACUCAAGCAUGUCUCCUGUGAAGAUUCCCCCACAGUCGGAUGUGACAACUGAGUAGGUCCCACACAGAGAGGUGAUUUCACAAUUAACUAGUGUUGUAACCGUCAUAAUGUACAGAAGUGUGUAUGUCUGUAGAUAUAGAUGUAAACAAAUUAUUUGGGUGCAGUUAAUCUGGUUAGUGACAUAUCACGAAUCUGUUUAAGUUACAAUGUGUUCUUUUGUCUCUGUGUGUUUCUCUCUAUAUAUACUAUUUUGUUUUCAUGGACGUGUAAUGCAGUGUAUAAUAUUGUUGUAAGUUAUUAUGAUGAUCCAAGUGAGGUAGCACAUAUAGAUGUGUAGGUUUGGGUGAGUGAGUGUUUAUAUAAAAUGCUAGUUUUAGUCCGUUAUUGCACAUCAGUCGAUUAAGGGUGUUAGAUAAACUGUGAUCAUAACUUG